Helianthus annuus (common sunflower) is the source of this 2335-nucleotide messenger RNA. RefSeq names its product cysteine-rich receptor-like protein kinase 10. NCBI's taxonomy places the organism in Eukaryota, Viridiplantae, Streptophyta, Magnoliopsida, Asterales, Asteraceae. Gene Ontology annotation, biological process: protein phosphorylation. Gene Ontology annotation, molecular function: protein kinase activity; ATP binding. The transcript has 7 exons. Bases 110 to 2137 code for a protein of 675 amino acids. The record is from RefSeq and is a predicted model, not a curated record.
AAAAAGAAAUAUAAAAAAAUUGAUUAUGUUGCAUCUAUCACUACACCGUAGCGGUGAGUUUCCAGAUCUCAACUAAGGAAAGUGAUCAAUUCGAUUUUAUUACAACAAAAUGAAGAUGAAAUUCAUAUUUAUAUCUCUGUAUCUUCUUCUUCAAGCAAUCAACAAUGGCGAUAAUCUCACCACAGCUCAAUCAACCGAUUUCGGCGUCUACAAGUGCAGAACCACUCACAACUUCACCACCACAUCAUAUCAACAAAUCACCGAAACCGCACUCACUUCACUCACCGGAAACGUCGCAAAAAACGGCGGUUUCCACCACUCAACCGCCGGAAACACCACCGGUACACCAAUAACCGCCGUCGCACUCUGCCGCGGCGAUAUCGGACCGGAAGAUUGCGAAAACUGCGUGAAAAACUCGAUUCCGUCGCUUCAACGGAACUGUCCGAACCAGACGGAGGCAGCGGCGUGGUACUCGAACUGUAUGAUUCGGUAUUCAGAUCGGAAAAUAAUCGGAAUCGUUGAUAACUGGACGUUCAGCGAGUUGUUUAACACGGCUAGGGUUUCGGAUUCCGGUGAGUUUGAUAGUGCUUUGAGUAAUUUGACGGUUAGGUUACAGUCGGAAGCUGCCGGAGGAGAUUCGUUUAGGAAAUUGGCGGUUGGAAGUGUGACGUUUGGGCAGGAUUCGGUGACGAUCUACGGGAUUAUGCAAUGCACGCCUGAUUUGUCUAAGGAGCAGUGCAGUGAGUGUUUGGAUGGUGCAGUUAGGGAGCUACGUCGUUGUUGUAGUGGUAGAGUGGCGGCAAGGGUGUUUUAUCCGAAUUGCUUUGUGAGGUAUUCGAAUGAGCAUUUUUAUAAUGAUCCUCCGCUUAUUUCGGUCCCAUCGAAGUUGACUCGAGGCAAAAAGAACAGCACUGCAAGAAUAAUUUACGUGGUCGUUCCCGUGGUAUGUGUCUCUGUGGGGUUGAUUGGAAUCGGCAUCUGGUUCUUUCUUACAAAAAUACGGCGAAAGGACGGUGUGUCAAAGAAAGAAACUGCCAGCUUCUCUACUCUACUUGCGAAACGGAUACGAAGUUCAGCUAAUGACACUGUUGGAAUGGAGACUGUUAGCAGGCAAUCUUUGCAAUACGAUUUUAAGACGAUUGAAGUUGCAACAAACUACUUUUCUCAAAAGAACAAGAUCGGGAGAGGCGGGUUUGGUCUUGUCUACAAGGGUGUGCUUACAAAUGGGCAAGAAGUAGCAGUGAAGAGAUUAUCAGAAACAUCUUCUCAAGGUGUACAAGAAUUCGUAAACGAGGCCGUUUUAGUGGCUAAGCUUCAACACCGAAAUCUAGUAAGACUUCUAGGUUUUUGCCAUGAAUCAAAAGAGAAGAUACUCAUAUACGAAUACGUCCCAAACAAGAGUCUAGACUACUUUUUGUUCGACCCUGUUAAACAUGGGCAUUUGGAUUGGGUAACACGAUGGAAAAUUAUUGGAGGGAUCACUAGAGGAUUGCUUUAUCUACAUGAAGAUUCACGGUUACGAAUCAUCCAUCGGGAUCUCAAAGCUAGUAAUAUUUUACUAGAUCAGGACAUGAAUGCAAAAAUCGCGGAUUUUGGAUUGGCUAGGACUUUUGAGGGGGAUCAAACUCUAGGAAACACAAAGAAAGUUGCUGGAACCCUUGGAUAUAUGUCGCCAGAGUACGCAAUGCAUGGACAUUUUUCAGUGAAAUCUGACGUGUUUAGUUUCGGUGUCAUAGUUCUCGAGAUUGUUAGUGGGCGAAGAAACUCUAGCUUUUAUCAACCAGAUGAUGUUGAGGAUCUCCUACUCUUCGCUUGGAAACUAUGGACGGGUGGAAGAGCGUUGGAGCUACUGGAUCCAUCACUUGCUGAAUCUUCUUACUCGGAAAACGAUGUCGUUAGGUGCAUCAACAUCGGUUUAUUAUGUGUGCAAGAAGAUGCAGAUGCAAGGCCUUCCAUGGCUAGUGUUCUCAAUAUGCUUAAUAACAACUCUAUUACUUUACCCCAGCCGAAAAAACCGCCAUAUUUUCUUUCAAAAGGGCUCUUGUUAGAUAGCUCAGGUGACGUCGAUAAGGCAAAUCCGACUGCUAGUUCUUCUGUCAACGAAUCAUCAUCGAUCAUUGAAAUGCAUGCUCGAUAACAGUAAAUACGGCCAAUUUUUAUAAUCUUUUGGAGUGUGCGUGCACAUAGUGUUAAUUGUUUAUUUAUAGUUGUGUGACCACUUUGAAUCACUGAAUCUCAUCAAUGUACAGAUAUCCUUUUACGAUUAUUUCCUAUUAACAAAAAUUAAAUGUUAACUUAUACGCAGCCACACAGGUUUGCAGUAACUUUGCUGCCA